This is a messenger RNA of Sus scrofa (pig), 2382 nucleotides long. It is a transcript of the gene CREB3L4, whose product is annotated as cAMP responsive element binding protein 3 like 4. The record is from RefSeq and is a predicted model, not a curated record. Gene Ontology annotation, biological process: regulation of transcription by RNA polymerase II. Gene Ontology annotation, cellular component: nucleus. Lineage: Eukaryota; Metazoa; Chordata; Mammalia; Artiodactyla; Suidae. Gene Ontology annotation, molecular function: RNA polymerase II cis-regulatory region sequence-specific DNA binding; DNA-binding transcription factor activity, RNA polymerase II-specific.
AAACCCCAUCAAAAAAGGUUAAUUCCUGGGGGUUCCCGCUAUGGCCCAGAGGCUUUAUCAGACUUGUCUCAGUAAGGGUGCCCAGUAGAUCCCGCUGGGCACAAUGGGUUAAGAAUCUGGAGGAGUCGCUGCCCCUGGCGGGCAUAGGUUCGGAGGAACUCCGAAGCUCCCGCUGAGAUUCAUUGGAUCCCUGGCCUGGGAACUUCCAUAUGCUGCAAGUGCAGCUGAAAAAGAAAAAUAAAGUGAAUUCCUGGGUCGUAAGCCUCUAGAUCAAGGAAAAUGUCCUGAGUGUUACUACAAUCUAAUCAUGUAUCUCCCUCUCCUCACUAGUAAAAUUAGUAAAACAUCUCCUGCUCUGUCUACCUCAGAGCUGUUGUGGAUUAAGCUAGGAACAGGGUUUAUGAAAACAUUAUGCAGGGCACAUUGCAUAUUGUUGUUGCUUAUUAUACGCAAAGAAUAAGUCAAAUUCCCAAACCAAAUCCAAAUGAUUUCUUAAUCUUUUGCAGUUUUCUAGACUCUUGUCCUUCAGUUAGUUAAGAGAGCUCCAUGAGUGCGUCUAUAUAAUUGCUAUUCUUUAUCAGUAGCAAUGCACAGAUUACGGACAACCGCGAUUGCGCGACUUUGGGCCCGCUGAGUCAAAACUCUCACACUUAGGUCUACAGGUUAUUUACUCCCAGUUUAGGGCUUUGGAGUCACGUGGCAAGUGAAACCAAACCAAGCCUCUGCCCCCAUUCCGGUAACUCCUCCCGCCCCCGCUUUCCUACAGUUUGUCUUGGGGCUCAUACUCCGCCCUUUGGUCCAGAGGAAUCAAAUCCCCGCCGGACAAAUAAGCGCUUCGGCGGCAUUGGCCUCACUCCCUCGCUGACUGCACAUUCCGACCAGUUACCGGGGAGCCUAUCUCGAGACGAAGCAUGGAUUUCAGAACCCCUGACCUACUGGAUGUGUGGCUGGAGCCCCCAGAAGAUGUCUUCUCAACAGGAUCCUUCCCCGAGCUGGGACUCCACUGUUCACCUCCAGAGGUCCCAGUGACUAGGCUACAAGAACAGGAGCUCCAAGGCUGGGAGUCCAGUGGGGGCCGUGGCUGUGGUCUUCAAGAGAGUGAGCCUGAAGAUCUCCUGAAGGUUUUCAUUGAUCCCAAUGAAGUGUACUGCUCAGAAGCAUCUCCUGGCAGUGACAGUGGACUCUCCGAGGAUCCUGGUCAUCCAGACAGUCCCCUUGCUCCCAAACCCCCCGGUUCCCCUGCCUUCUAUGAGGUCGUCUAUGAGGCGGGGGCCCUGGAGAAGAUGCAGGGGGAAGCUGGGACAGCUGUAGAACUUAUCUCCAUCCAGCUAGAUCAGUGGAACCCACCGUUUAUGGUGCCUGAUGCCUGCGUGGUCAGUGAGCUGCCUCCUGAUGCUCAUGCCCACAUCCUGCCCGGAGCCGGUGCUGCAAACCCAGUGCCUCCUGUGGCCCUGCUGCCCUGCCAAGCCUUGUUCCUGACAGAUGAGGAGAAACGUCUGCUGGGACAGGAAGGGGUCUCCCUGCCCUCUCACCUGCCCCUCACCAAGGCAGAAGAGAGGGUCCUCAAGAAAGUCAGGAGGAAAAUCCGCAACAAGCAGUCAGCGCAGGACAGCCGGCGGCGAAAGAAAGAGUACAUUGAUGGACUAGAGAGCAGGGUGGCUGCCUGUUCUGCACAGAACCAGGAACUACAGAAGAAAGUUCAGGAGCUGGAGAGGCACAACCUCUCCCUGGUGACUCAGCUCCGCCAGCUGCAGAUGCUUAUUGUUCAAACGUCCAACAAAGCUGCCCAGACGAGCACUUGUGUUCUGAUCCUUCUUUUCUCUUUGGCUCUCAUCAUCCUGCCCAGUUUCAGCCCCUUUCAGGACCUGCCCGAAGCUGGGCCUGAGGACUACCAGCCUCGAGGAGUGAUUUCUAGAAAUAUCCUGACUCACAAGGACACGACAGGAAAUCUGGAGAACCCAGUGGUAGAGUCCAGAUUGGAAGGGCCACGGGGGGUCAAGGGUAGAAAUGGCUCCACAAGGACACUGCUUGAGAAGAUGGGGGGAAGGGCAGGCCCCAGCAGGCACAUCAGAACUGUGCUGCACGCUGAUGAGAUGUGAGCUGUCACACUUCCUGGCCCACUUCCCAAUCAUAACAAGGAAUCCAGGGCUCCAAUAUGCUUCUGCUUCCCCCUAGGAUUCCUGCUCAGGGAUCUUUGGCCUCAGGGGACUGAGUCACAUCAGGAUGUCCUAGAUGUCUGUACUCUGUGGCUCAGUCUGCCUAUGGAGGGGGGGCACCUCAAAUACUUUUGUUGCGUGUCAGUGAUUUUAUUUCUUCUUUGGGGAUGGGGUGAAAGAAAAUAUUUGUUUUGGCUGAGAAAUAAACUUUUUUGCUGCAGUUGUA